Messenger RNA from Paramecium sonneborni, 478 nucleotides. NCBI's taxonomy places the organism in Eukaryota, Ciliophora, Oligohymenophorea, Peniculida, Parameciidae. The record is from the annotation of a GenBank genome assembly.
AUAUAAUAUUAAGUUAUAUAAACAUAAUAUUAAUGAAUAAUUAGAUGCGGAAGGGUUUUGAUAAAAUCUAUAUAACAAGAAUACAAAAAUCAAAAUUUAAACAAGAAAGCUUUGGGGGUAGUAGGACCUUGAAAUGUUUAAGUAGAUUGCUGAAAAUCCUAAAGUAGAGGAUAGAUAUCGAUGAGUAUCAUCGCAUCUGGAAAAUAUGAAAUUACUUAGAGAACCAUAUCCUUCAGAGCUAAGAAUAUUCAGACUAUGGAUUGAGGGAAUGAAAAAGAUGCUUAAGAAGAGAAUAGAAGAGUAUGGAUAAAAGGAUAUUGAGAUUCUUAAAGGACAAGAUAAAUUGAAAUAUAAUAAUGGAGAUUUAAACCAGUAGAGAUUUUCAAAUAUGAUGUGUAGAGCACACUCUAAAAAAUGGAUGAAUGAAAAUCAUCUGAGAGAUUACAUUUCCACUUGGCAUUCUAAAUGCAUUGAAUGA